AUGCUUGUUGUGACCUCCCUCGAUUCGCACACUUCAAAACAGUUGUUGCGGUUGAACGAAUCAACGGUCGUAGCUACUGGCGAGGAUGAGAUUGACGAUGAAGUGACCUCAACUGCGCCAACAAACAAGACACAAAAUUGUUCCCUAUCACUAGCGGAAUUUGUGAUAUACUUCUACGUGCAGACCAUCAUUUGUUUCAUCGGUUUUGUACUGAAUUUGGUCAAUCUGGCUGUGUUUCGGAGACCACAGUUCUCCGGAGCUGCUUACACGUAUAUGACGGCUAUGUCCGUCGCGGAUGCCAUGACCCUGUUGAAUUACAUGCCGGUAGGACUACUUCGCUGUACAGGUUAUUUCCCGUACUGCCAAAACGCGUCGUUCAAAGCAUUCAGAACAGCGGUUUUUUACUAUAACGCCUAUGUGACGUUUGCUGUGAACAACAUGUCCGAGGCAGCCAGUGUGUGGUUCACUGUGCUCCUAUCGAUCGAACGUUACAUGGCCAUGCGUCAUCUUGGCGUCAGUUUCCGUGUUCGGAAAAAGCGAUCACCCGCCUGCUGCGAGAAACCAACAUCAGUGAUGUUUUCUCAGGACUAUAAUUCAGAUGUUUUGGAGCAGCAGAUCAAUAUGGAUAUGACUACUCUGAAACAGUCAUCGGAUCAGAACAGCAGAGAUAACAGGGCAUGGAAUUUGGGGCGAAGAAUUCAACGAAUGUGGCAUGGCACGAAACAAACAUAUUACCGUUCCAGUUGUCCCCGAUGUCGUCCCCGUAUACCAGUAUCUUUUCGCAAACUAGAUGUACGCUAUUCAAUUAUUGCUGUUACUGUGUUGAGCAUAGUCCUAAAUGUCCCGUUCUUCUUUGCUCAAGCAGUCAAAGAUGUUAGUCAUUCCACUAGCCCGGUGAUGGUGAACAGCACAAUGCGGAAUGACACCGCCCCCACGAAUCAGAAUCAAACCACUUCCACCAGCUUGACCGGUGAAUACCCGACCAACACUCCUCCUCCUUCUACCAGCAGUAAACUUCGCAUUGAAAUGACUCAAUUCGGACAGUCCGAGUUCUACAAAGCUUUCACGUGGUUCAAAAUUAUUCUCGUGCAAAUACUGCCCCUCGUGUUUCUAUGUAUCGCCAAUUUCCGGUUAUUUCAAUUCAUUCAUCUGGCCGGACACCGUAGACAACAAGUUCUGGCCGGGAUUCCGGCUGAUUCGUACGAUCGAACGAAUCGACAAACGCACAAACGGAAGUUGGUCGGGAAACACAAACAGAAUGUGCGCAAUCCGAUGGUGAACGGCGGUUCCAGUUCCCGAUGGCAAACAGCACAGCUCAAAUUGACCAUACUCCUAAUUGUGAUUGUCGCCUUGUUUGUUGCUGGCCAGAUUCCCCANUCGUUUGCUUAUGUGGAAAUCUACAAUGCGUUCAUCCGACCGCUGCACAAUUCCUGCUCACCCCUAUACUGUUGUCGUCCAUAUCAAAUCUACCGUGCGGUGGCAAACACAUCAUGCCUAUUCACAUAUGCAGUGAAUUUUUUCGUCUACCUCAUAUUGAAUAAACAUUUUCGGAAGCAAUUGCGCGUCUGGCUCAGACCAGUUUGUCCAUGUUGUAUUCACACCAGUAUCAAACCUCCGCAUCGUCCACGCACAAGCCUGUCCACGACACAACAUCCGGUUCGAAAAGGAUCACAAACCAUGCCUGCAAACAUGUUUGUUCCGAGCAAUUGCAGUCGUGUGAGCAGAGGUCUAAGUUAUCAACUAGACCCUAUGGACUAUCCAUCUGAAGCAGUUUCCGCACCAGUUGCUUACGGGAUAUUGCAAGACUAUGUUUCAACGUCUCAUCAAUCAAAUCCCGAUGAAAAACGAGCAUGCUCGUACCUGUUUCGCACACUUAGGCACACUUGUCUUCCUAAUCGACCAUUACGUUCCAUCACAUAUCAGACGAAUUGUUCCAACACAAACGGGAACCAUCGACUGAACACAACGCGAGUUCAAAGUGAACAGCCAAUACAGCACCGAAACUAUCUCACUGAGAUACAGUUUGUUUCUGGUCGGAAACCGUUUAUCAGUAAAAGUUACAAAGCGUGCUACUCGUACGAUUCUAUCCUGAAAAAAGUUGUGGUCGAACGUGAUUUGUGCCUGCAUUAUGCUACAUCUUCCGGCCUAGAUCCGAACAGCUCGUCAACCAAAACUGCCCAUUCCCAAGGACAGUAUGCUUCAUUGACACACAGUUCUAAAACGUUCAUCAAGUUCGAUUCGCAUCAGGGCCCGGCAACUAAGGGCCACUCACUUACCCAAAUCGGUCCUGGUCCAAACAAUGUGUGUGAAACAAGAGAAAGCGUAUCCAGUCCGGCAUUCACCGCGUUUCCCGCAUUCCCGACAGAUUCGUACAGCUCAUGUUCCCACCUGUUUUCCCCAAUCGCGUAUCAAGAAAGUGAUUUCGACGUGAUCUCGGUUGACGAAUCGCUCGAUUUGGAUCAAAAAGCUUACAAUAGUGCUGUGUGA
Echinostoma caproni is the source of this 2487-nucleotide messenger RNA. NCBI's taxonomy places the organism in Eukaryota, Metazoa, Platyhelminthes, Trematoda, Plagiorchiida, Echinostomatidae. The record is from the annotation of a GenBank genome assembly.